AUGAGGGCGCUUUGCACCGCAUGGAGAGGCAUUCCCAGACAUGGUUUGCGCAGAGCUCGGUGGCAACUUGGAAGCACCUUCUCAACAGAAGCAGCCGCACUGGAUGCGUAUUCACAGGUGGUCACCAAUGUGGUCGACACUGUUGGACCGGCAGUUGUGGCCGUGAAGCACAGGGAUGGCAAAGGACAAGGUAGUGGCUUUGUCUUCAGCUCUGAUGGCUACAUCGUCACCAACGACCACGUUUUGGGUGAUGCCGGCUCGGAGAUCGUGGUGUCCUUAACCGAUGACACGGUCCUCCAGGCGGAAUUGGUGGGUCGGGAUCCACCGACGGAUAUUGGCAUCGUUCGAAUUCCUUCCAGAGGCAGGUCCUUGCCAUCAGUGGAGCUUGGAGAUUCCGCGAAGCUGCGCGUUGGACAGCUGGUGGUGGCGAUUGGCAACCCGCUGGGCUAUGCCAACUCAGUGAGUGCAGGGGUGGUCUCUGCCCUGGGUCGAUCCCUGCGCUCGCAAUCGGGCAGAUUGAUCGACAACAUCAUCCAGACGGACACCGCCAUCAACCCCGGCAACUCGGGGGGGCCCCUUGGUGGACUCCCACGGCCGCGCGGUGGGCGUCAACACCGCCAUCAUCUCUGGGACCCAAGGACUGGCCUUUGCCGUGCCUUCCAACACCUUGUCCUUCGUCGUCUCGCAACUCAUGCAGUUCGGCCGCGUGAAGCGCGGCUACUUCGGCAUCGUGGGUGGCUCCCGGGCGAUGCACCGGCAGUUGCAGCAACAACAUGGGCUGAUGCCCACGGCAGUGCAGGUGGCGGCCCUUGA
This is a messenger RNA of Durusdinium trenchii, 813 nucleotides long. The record is from the annotation of a GenBank genome assembly. NCBI's taxonomy places the organism in Eukaryota, Dinophyceae, Suessiales, Symbiodiniaceae.